Messenger RNA from Brassica rapa (field mustard), 570 nucleotides. RefSeq names its product jacalin-related lectin 24-like. The record is from RefSeq and is a predicted model, not a curated record. Lineage: Eukaryota; Viridiplantae; Streptophyta; Magnoliopsida; Brassicales; Brassicaceae.
AUGGGCCCGCUUGGUCACUCCCGUACCGGCUCUGGGGGCUUCGAGUGGGAUGAAACGCCCCACAAUGUGUUAUCGCACAUUAACGUCUCAUUCAACAAACAUGGAGUAACUUCUAUUCAGUUCGGAUAUGUCGAGAAUGGAGCUGUUGUCAUGUCUGAGACAUACGGCUCAUCAUCAUCUGUCUGUAGCAGGCGAAUUUUGAGGCUGAACCAUGAGACAGAGUUUGUGAAAGGGAUAUGGGGGGAGAUACACAAUGGUUACAUUUCCUCUCUGGCGUUUCAUACAAAUGAACGUGCACACUAUGCGGUUCACUGGACCUUCGAUUCAGGAGAAGUGGGUCUUGAGAAGAUGGAGUUUCAUUCAGGGAUACUUGAACGCCGUGAGUUUGGAAGUUUCUUUGGAACUUGUAACCAUGCUCAGCUGACAUCUAUUGGUUUCUAUGUGAGGCUUCUGGUCCCAAAUGUUAUGGCGAUCAAGGGGAAGAUGUUUCAACAAGCACGCGGUGACGGUGAAGACUUCUUGAUCUUAUACUAUAUGGUUUUACUAGACUACUCAUGUGGCUUAGUCUAA